CCUUCUCAAAUCUCAAUAUAUAAACCCCAUGGAACGCAGAAAAAUGAGCUGCACUUUGAUGAUCGAUCACCACGCACCCUGCAUAAAACUCUUGUUCAUCGGGAUCUUCUUCCCACUUCUCACUAAAACCUCGUCAUUCUUAAUUCCAUCACUCUUUUCAAUUCCCCAGUAAUCAAACCUAUAUCAUAUAUAUAUACAGUGCAAGAUCUUAAUUAAAAAGUGAAAGGUGUUUGUGCAUUUGAUGGCUGAGCCUCAUGAAACUGAGUUGUCUACUAGCAACUCGUCUUGCUCGGCGAGCAGCCGCUGCAAACGGCCGAGAGAAGACGGCGCCGCCGGGUGCGGCGGCAAGAGCGGUAAGAGGAGUGAUCUGAAGCAUCCAUCGUACGUGGGCGUGAGAAUGCGGGCCUGGGGGAAAUGGGUGUCGGAGAUCAGGGAGCCCAAGAAGAAAUCUCGGAUCUGGCUCGGGACAUUCGCCACGCCGGAGAUGGCGGCUCGGGCCCACGACGUUGCCGCCCUGUCCAUCAAGGGCGACUCGGCUCUCCUCAACUUCCCCGCGCUCGCCGGGCUGCUGCCCCGACCCGCUACGUCGACCCCGCGCGACGUCCAGGCCGCCGCCGUCAAAGCCGCGCACAUGGACCACCUCGACCCGCCGCCGAAGCCGCCGUCGUCCUCCGCCGCAUCGCUCGCGUCGUCCCCGUCUUCCUCGUCGCUGGUGUCCACCGUCACGUCCGGGGAAGACGCGUCCACUCCGCCGCAGGACGAGGACGAGGACGCCCUGCCGCCCAGCCCGGCCGAGCUGGGCGAGAUAGUCGAGCUGCCCGAGCUGCGAGACAACGCCGAGCCGACCCGGGACGAGUUCAUCUUCGUCGACUCGUACGGAUGGGACUUCUGCCACCCUUGGUCACACCUCGACGACGGCGGUUACGUCGCCGGAGACGGCUUCGACGCCGUACUUUCCGGCGACUUCGACAGCUGCUUGUGGCAGCAUUACUGAGAACCAACAAAUCAAAUGGUGUGCUUAGCUUGCCAUUUUUUUUUUCUUUUUUUCUUUAGAACUUUAUUUCUUUUAGGAGCUAAUAAAUUUGGAAUGUUGAAUGAUAACUCCCUUUUUACCCUUUUACUU
Ipomoea triloba (trilobed morning glory) is the source of this 1123-nucleotide messenger RNA. RefSeq names its product ethylene-responsive transcription factor TINY-like. Gene Ontology annotation, molecular function: DNA-binding transcription factor activity; DNA binding. The transcript has a single exon. Gene Ontology annotation, biological process: regulation of DNA-templated transcription. The coding region runs from base 242 to 994 and encodes 250 amino acids. Lineage: Eukaryota; Viridiplantae; Streptophyta; Magnoliopsida; Solanales; Convolvulaceae. The record is from RefSeq and is a predicted model, not a curated record.